AUGAAUAAUUCUGCAUUCCGAACCCUUGUCGAUUGGAAGGAGUUCAUACUUCGGCAGAGGGGCCUCCAAGUUAAAAGCUGGGCAGGUGACGCGAAAUGCAGAUCGGACCGACGGAAACAAGACAUUUCGCCAAGUACAGAUGGAUCUCCAAGUCCUCUCGAAGAGGCAAUCGAGGUGCUGGUCGAAAAGCCUUUGCCAACGCCUGUUCGUCCAAUGCGGUUAGGUCAGUUUGCGCCUGAAACACUGCCAGCCGGUGGCCUUGUAGUCCCUAGGCCGGCAGUGUUUUCGCCAUCGCUGAAAAGCUUGCCCGAAGAAAGCGGUUCAUGGUCGGAUGUGCGUUCAGAGGAAAGCGAAGUCAUGAGUAGGAAAUUUUCGCGAGGAGAGAUGUCGAAGUCGGACUCGCAUUUGAAGUGCGGAAAGCUGCUGACGCUGUACGAACAAGAACACUUGGGCUUAAUUCCGUCAGGUGUUCAAGAAAAAGAGGAACAGAAGGUGCCGAAAAAAACAAAAUUUUUCGGUUUACGGAAUAUGGGAGUCAGCGUACCGUCGAAGCUCAGCAGCGCAACAGUAGACUCGAACGACCUCGCUGUCGGUCAGAAGUCUCUGCCAGACGUCGGCGCCAAGUCAAGAGCUCGGAAAGAGUUUCCGGUGCGGUUCGCGUUGCCGUUGGAAACAUCGGCCGAAUACCGCAGCGAAGCCGGUCUCGCCCGGUACGCGCACGGGGACAAGAGAACUAAGUUCAGUGCGUCGAACAAUGUUAGGAAAUUGAGGACGUCUUCCAGCGAGUCGUUCGAAGACACCGAGGAAACCGAAGAGGAAACGGAGGCUAGUUCUUUGUCGCCGAGUACCUCGCGGUCGCAGUCGAUGGAGGUGUUGCCGGCAUUCGCGGAAGCAGGUCGCCCGGAAGGGUCGGCGGAAACCGAGCCUGCCGAAAGGGGCGUCAAACUUAAGCCGAUCAUUAAGCAUCCACGAUCAACACAACGUGGAAAAAGACAUGUGCCGUUCAAGCCACGGUUCAUCCUGUCGGUUUCUCAGUCGUGCUCUAACGGUGACGCCGACGAUGAGGGCACUCACAAACGCUACAUCAUUCGACAGGUGCCGUUGUCUCCGAUCGUUGAACGCGUGUCCACCGCCGUGUCGUCCGACGAGGUGAUGACUGCCGAAUCAGGCGGUGGAACCGAGCCGUCGGUCGCACAAGAUGCUGGCGCCUUCGUUGCACUCGAUCGACGGUCGGAAUCGAUCGUAGAGAUCCCCGACCUUCCAGGAUCACCCGGAACCCGCCGCAGGGCUCAGUUGUUCAGCGAGGCGCGCGAGGAGUCGAAAAACGAGUUGGCCGCCGGCGAAAGCGCUGCACUACUUCCGCCUCAAACACCGUAUGGCAUGUUGACUGUUGUGACGUGCCUGUCCGCUGUCGCAAUUUCCACGUCACGAUGCGGACCGGACUUGGUCGCCUACCACGACGGUAGGAAGGUAGUACCUGAAGCCGCGAACAUCGCGCUGGAGGGAGAAGAGAAGAUUCGAAUCGACGAGGAAUGGCGGGCAUGCUGCUGCCGGAGCGAUUCGUCGCCGGCAACCGUCCAGUUCAACCAGACUAUAAAAAAAAACGAUGACCAUCGUGUGCUUGUAGCGGCUUGGUGGCAGGCGAUCGUCGUGGUUCAAGAUUAUUCGAGCACUGGCCUUGUUUCGAAGCAGUGUGAAGCCGCCGACCGUUCGUCAGUCGUUCCUCAUUUACCCUCGAUGCCGCUGUUGGUCGCCAUAUGCCUUUGCUUAUCACUUAUGCCGUUAGUCGAUGGCUUCAAUGUGCUACAGAUUGGCAUCGGCCUGAGCAACAGUCACAUCAUGUUCAACUACCGUAUGGCAGAGACGUUGGCCGACCGCGGCCAUAACGUCACGUUGUUGAUGCUGAGCAAGAUCCAGACGAAGCUCAAGCAGUGCCCGAACGUUCAUCACGUAGAGCAGCCAUUGACGGGCAAUAUCACAGAGCAGUUCGACGUGUUUCGGAACACAUUUUUCGAGAAA
Molecule: messenger RNA, 2019 nt
Organism: Soboliphyme baturini
Lineage: Eukaryota; Metazoa; Nematoda; Enoplea; Dioctophymatida; Soboliphymatidae
Source: the annotation of a GenBank genome assembly